AUGUCCUCCAGAAAGCAGCAGGGCCGUGGAACGGGCGCUCGCCGGCUGCCUCUGGACGCUGGCUGUCCUCCCAUGCUGAGCCGUGCGUGCGGGGCCGACAAACAAUCGCUUAGCAACACGAGGCGGACAAUUUGCUUUGCGCAACACUGGAAGGCGCAACUCUCAGGCCACAAGCCGGUGGGUGUGAGGACACAGAGGUCCACGCUGGGAGGCCUAGGAGGAGAAGCGCCGCCGCCUGGCUCCACUGGGCCGCUUCUGCGCAGCGCCAGAGUAGUGCCCUCGGACAGGACUAAACCUCCGUGCAAUGGCUCUUUGAAACCCGAACAGCCAUUGACAAGAAACGCGAGGUCUCCAUCUCCGGCUCUCGGCCGUAUCGCCUUGGUCGGGUACUGCCCCUUCCCCUGGAGUGGCCUGAGUUGCAAGCCGGGGGCUUGCACCCGGUCCACAGGAUCUGGGGGACUGCUUUUGUUCCGCGCGUACCGUCGCCUACCUUCUCGAAGGGCGCUCGGCCGCCUGCUUGCAAGCCCACCGCUCCAAGCUCGGCACCGCACCAUCUUCACUGACGAGCAGCUCGAAGCGCUGGAGAACCUCUUCCAGGAGACCAAGUACCCGGACGUGGGCACGCGCGAGCAGCUGGCCCGGAAAGUGCACCUCCGCGAGGAGAAAGUGGAGGUCUGGUUUAAGAACCGCCGCGCCAAAUGGAGGCGGCAGAAGCGGUCCUCAUCGGAGGAGUCGGAGAACGCGGAGAAGUGGAACAAGACGUCGUCGUCGUCGUCGAAGGCAUCACCGGAGAAGAGGGAAGAGGAAGGUAAAAGCGAUUUGGACUCGGACAGCUGACGGCCGCGGGACACUUGCUCGUAUUACUUACCUAACUCGAAGGACUUGCACAGACAGACGAUGCUACUUUCUUGCACACGCGCUGCCUUGCGGGAGGGGGUCGAGAAAGAGGAACGAAGAGCUGUAAAUAGUGUACAGAGCCGGGAGGGUCGGCGCCUCGGGUCAGGGCGCGCCGGGACCCACAGCCCAGCAGCCCGACGCCGCCCGCGACUAGCCCCCACCGUAGUAUUUAUAGUUAAAUUAAGGGUGACAGUACAAUAAAGUGAUGGCGAUGUAGACGGGC
Molecule: messenger RNA, 1120 nt
Organism: Mandrillus leucophaeus (drill)
Lineage: Eukaryota; Metazoa; Chordata; Mammalia; Primates; Cercopithecidae
Gene: GSC
Product: goosecoid homeobox
Exons: 6
Coding region: 1-837 (278 amino acids)
Biological process (GO): regulation of transcription by RNA polymerase II
Cellular component (GO): nucleus
Molecular function (GO): DNA-binding transcription factor activity, RNA polymerase II-specific; RNA polymerase II cis-regulatory region sequence-specific DNA binding
Source: RefSeq, a predicted model, not a curated record